Messenger RNA from Pseudo-nitzschia multistriata, 2503 nucleotides. The record is from the annotation of a GenBank genome assembly. NCBI's taxonomy places the organism in Eukaryota, Bacillariophyta, Bacillariophyceae, Bacillariales, Bacillariaceae.
CCUCACCAUCGAGAUGAAGGAUGUCACCCAUGCUAAAGAGAUCCCCCUCCUUAGGUGAUAACAUAUCAACAGUUGGUGUUUUCCUAACUAACACCAUAAAGAAAGCCUGGUGUUCUUUGUUUUUCGAGUCAGUCACAACCAGUGACACGUUAUAUUCUCCAGCUACCUCGUAAGCAUAACUGAGAUUGGUCGCGUUUGCCGUCGAAUUGUUCCCAUCCCCAAAGUCCCACGUGAAGGACAACCCGUUCCCCUCAGGGUCAAAGGACCCGCUCCCAUCGAAAUUUAUUACCUGCCCCUUCCCCACCACUGUUGUUUUCUGCAAAGGUAAGACUUGCCCUGUGCCAAUGUUGCUUGCAGAUGAUGUGGGGAGCGAGGACGUUGUAUCCUUUCGUAUAUUCUCUUGCUCGUUUUCAAUCUUGAUUUUGGCUACCGGUGGUACCCCCAACACUCCUGUGUAUCGAAUUCGAAGAAUCGAGUUAUUGUUCCCAUACUUGAUCACAUAUAGUGCCUCGGUGUCCUUGUAGGGACCGAAGAACAUAUCGAUGAUGCGUGCCUCGUUAAUGUUCUCGCCUUCCUCGUGAAUUGAUUCGAAGACUUAUUUUGAAGAAGAAAAUCGCAUGUUGAGAAUCAAACAAGGACGACAUACCAGAGAAAUAUUUUACCGCCACUUGAUUCAAACAUACACACAGUGUACCUACAGGUUUCGUUGCUAUAUCCAGAAGUUGGGGGUGAACAACUUUCGCGACAUUCUGAUUCAGGAUCUUCGAUGAGGUUGUAGAUCUUGAGGAAAAUGAAGUCGAUGAAUAAAUAUUUAUAUUCAUCAGGCCAAAUUCCGUCCGGAACAAAAGUCGAUCCGGCUACGCACCCACCAUUUUCGUAAGAUUUGUGGACAUAGUAAUGGAAAGGGUCGAUCCGGUUCGAGUCAGGCGACGGCAGAGGACAAUCAUCGAUCGAAUCGGUGAUACAGGGACCCUCUAAAUUGGGCCAGCCGUAAUCCUUUUCCUUAUAAUCCGUCCCACCCCAGCUGAGUUCCUCAAAUAGCUGGGCCCCCACGUCACUAAUCGAGAAGAGGACCUUUUCACUGUUACUUCCUUUAUGGUUAAGAGCCAUACGAAUGGGAUUUCGGAAGCCCCAAGCGUAAAUUUCGCUGCAAAAGACAUUCUCACCGCCUUCUUUACUCGCAAAUAUUUCGGGAACUACACCAUCUGAUUUUCCACACGGGACGCCCAAUGUGGAGUUUCUCGCGUAUGGAUUGUCGUCUGGAACGCUCCCGUCGUCAUUGAGGCGGAGAAGGCUCCCGUGCAGAUUCUGUCGAUUCUGGGCGUGUUGUCUCACGCCACCGUCCCCCGUGGCCAGAUACAAAUAACCGUCAGUUCCGAACAUCAUGCCCCCCCCAUUGUGAACUCGCUCCCCGAGAACCCCGAAUUCCACCAGCAGUUGUUCGUUCUCCAGAAGGAGUGUAGUUGAAUUCAUUGUGUAUCUCACCAAAAUAUUCUGCGGUCCAAGCACCGGAUCUUCUAAACACCACUGACUCCAACGAGUGUAAUACAAAUAAACCCACCCAUUCUCCAAAAAGUUCGGAUGAGCAACAAUCGAUGUGAGUCCCCGUUCCCCAUCGAUGCAUAGCGUGCCCUCCCCGGACAAGUCCAAAAUCAAGUUGCUCUCCGUGUUGUCGUCGUUGUCAAUUUCGUCCUCUUUGUUGAUGUACUCAUCGUCGUCGGUAUCAAGAUUUUCGGGAUUCUCUAAUACGCGAACACGGCCUUUCUUUGAGAUCAAAAGCAUCAUGGGUCGAUGGUCCGUGCGGCGCAGAUUCGGAACGAAGAUUCCCGUGACGGCUUUUGUCCUGGGACUCACUAUUUCGCUGACGAAACCCUCCGGCAAGGCUUCCCCUGCGGACACUAACAUCAGCAAACAGAUCGUUACAAAUGCCAAAACCGAGAGCACCAUGCUUAGGGCUGUUCGCAUCAUUGAAGAGCUGUAACUUUCUUCUUCCUUUCUUGUCCCUCCCCAAUAGACUUGCAGCGAACUGCUGUCGUUCCUUUGGCCUUGAUCUCCUGGUGUUCCUAUCAAUCGAGCUUUUAUCAAUCCUCUACGGUACCUACGAGUACAAUGCCGGUACCUCUUCGAGUACCGUACAAUACUCGUUACUGCAUGCACCUCUGUCAUUGAUUCCUACGACUAUUGAAGUAUCACUCCUCCAUACAGUACGGUACUUUACUGUAUUUUUUUUCGUUCCACUCCUGUGCGGCGCGAGUACGUACGUACCGUACCGAAUCGUAAAUAUCGUAAAUUUGUCGGUUCGUAUGAACCGGAUAUCGGAAAUACUGCUCAUUUGUUGUGUACUCCGCUUCGUACCUACGAAUGAACGUACAAGUAGUACGGAACCUGGUCUGUAUUUACAUGAUUUCCCUCCUUGAUUUUCAAAGCAACGGAAAGUGCCAAUGUUCGCGCCAAACAAAGGACCGAACGAGCCGGGCGAUGUGAAGAAAAAAUGUAAGAGAAA